This is a messenger RNA of Athalia rosae (coleseed sawfly), 1577 nucleotides long. RefSeq lists its product as uncharacterized. The transcript has 2 exons. NCBI's taxonomy places the organism in Eukaryota, Metazoa, Arthropoda, Insecta, Hymenoptera, Athaliidae. The record is from RefSeq and is a predicted model, not a curated record. The coding region runs from base 16 to 921 and encodes 301 amino acids.
AACCAAGCUUUCGAAAUGGAAGAUCAGGAGCAGCAGCUUUUUUUGAUGGAAUUUGUCGUGGACAAGGUGAACAUACCGUCGGUACGCGCGAUGUACGAUGAAAUUCUUCCCUCUGUCACCUGCGUUUCGUUUCAAGUCCUGAAUCUACCGCCGAUAAAUAUCUCUCAGGAGGCAUCGUCCGACGGUUGUACCUGCGUCGGCGGUGACGUCCAGCUCUUCAAAAAGGGAAAAUCCUGUCUAUUCGCCUUGCCGUCGAUCGUGGUGGAAAAACCUCUUCGAGCUUUUCCGGUGACGAUGUCGGUAUACAAAAAACUACCCCCCGGUGUCCUUCCCGACGUAAUGCUCAUCGGUACCUACCAGAUUCAAGUGAAGGAUCUUUUCAACGCGCUACUCAACAAGCACAUUUUUGAGGCUGGUAAUCCCUCUCGCACCAUGAGAGACACCUUCAAAAUAUUCACAGCGACUGGUCAGAACGUCGGCGAGGUUACCGUGUUCAUAAGGGUUUCUUGUUUCGGGAGAAAAAUCGUUACGCAAUUUCAAAUACCGCACAACAAGAAGCCCUAUCUUUUCAAGGGCGUAGCGAACAGCCCCGUUUAUCAAUGUAAAAAGCUUCCAUCCGGUAUGGCCAUACCGGCGCCACCUUCUCCCCCGAAAUGUUGCUGCGCCAGAGAAGCUCGGGCUGUUUCAAGAGGUGGUGGAGGCGAGGCUUGUCCCCCGAAACCGUGUUGCCCGACAUAUCAGGCCUCGGGGACCGCUUUUCGAUCACCGAGAAAUUACAAACCCCCCGAUUACGGAACGAUAUCCUUCGACGGCGCAUCCCCUCCGGGACUCUUUGCUCCCUCUUUCGGCUCGCCGAUUCGGAAGUGCGGAUGUCCGAUUAAAGAUUUGGAGAAAAGUAUCAACUGUUGCAACACGAAAUGAUCACGAAGAUCGAUGGAUAUGAAAGAAGGAUCAUCGGGGUGGUGUUGUGAAACGAAAAAUAUACUUUUUGGAAAUUAUAUACAAAUUUUUAUUCAUUCAGUUACAGAUGAAUCUUUAUGGAAUCAGAAGUGUAACGAAAUACGUAUCAUGUGAAAACUUUUUUGCCGUAUUCGUGAGUCUUAAUAUUUGAUUCGCACAGCGGUUUUUUCCAGUCACAUUUUUUUUAGUCAUAAUCUGACCCAAUUUAUUUAACGAAGUACAUCCGAGAACUACACUGAUGAUUGGUUAAGGUCACCAUCAUUUGCGAAACCUCCUUGGAUAACUGAUAUUCUGACUCAUGCAAAUGCGAACCCCAGAUACAAUGAAUGCAAGCUGAUAAAAUAAAUCGAAACUUAAAAUAAAACAUCUAUUUCCUAAAUUGAAGGACUCUCACUUCAAUUUAUAAGGGGAUGCUAAUGCUAGCGCCAUCCCUUGGAAUUUCGAUGUACGAUGAGGGUUGAAAAAAAGCGGAGCGCCUAGCGCUAGGCAAUCUGAUCUCAGGAAUCCGAAUCUGAAAAAAAAAUUGAUCUAUCUCGCUUUUUUUACCAUGAAUUUGAGAAUAACUCUGCGUCAAAAUGAUCGAAUUUUUUAGUCUACGAGCAAACCCGAGCUUUGCU